This is a messenger RNA of Fusarium sp. VM40, 1236 nucleotides long. NCBI's taxonomy places the organism in Eukaryota, Fungi, Ascomycota, Sordariomycetes, Hypocreales, Nectriaceae. The record is from the annotation of a GenBank genome assembly.
AUGACUACUCCUGGUAUCCCGUCCUAUUCUCAGCACCCCAGCUCUCAUACCUACGAUGUCGCCAUCGUGGGUGGCGCGACCAGCGGGUCAGCGAUUGCUUGGUUCCUUGCCUCGAACCCGGAUUUUGAGGGCAACGUCCUCGUUGUGGAACGAGAUCCUUCGCUCUCAUACUCGGCAACCCAGGCAAGCAACAACUGUAUGCGGCAGCAAUUUGCAACCGAGAUCAAUGUCAAAAUAGCCCAGUAUGCGGCAGAUUUCGUCAAAGACUUUCGCAAGAAUCUUAAUUGCGAAGAUGGAGAUGGUAUUCCCGACAUUCCAAUCCGCAACUUCGGCUACCUCUAUCUUGCCGACAACAACGAAUUCGCUACCACUUUAGAAGAGGACCAGAAACUUCAGGCCGCCUGUGGAGCUGGCACCCGGAUGGUUUCUGCGAAAGAGAUUGCUGAUAAUUAUCCUUUCUUUGCCCUCGACGAUAUCAAAGCUGGAAGUUUGAAUACGGUCGACGAGGGUGCUUUUGACGCCCUUGGUAUGGUCCAGAGCCUCCGCAAGAAGGCGCAGCAAAACGGCGUUGACUACAUCCACAACGAGGUUGUCGGGAUGACUUUGAACGGCAACAAAGUUGAGUCCAUUACCCUGAAGACUGGCGAGGUUGUAAGCGUCGGUACCAUCGUCAACGCUGCAGGCACUCGUGCAGCCCAGGUCUCCCGUCUAGCUGGCAUAGAUCUCCCCAUCGAAGCUCGCCGUAGGUACACCUUCAUCUUUUCGGUGGACGAACCCCUUUCACAAGACCUGCCUCUCACUAUCGAUCCUACUGGAGUCCACAUGCGCUCUUACCGUGAGAAGGACUAUCUCAUCGGCUGCCCACCCAUCGGUCCCGAUGUGGCUGUUGACACUGAUGACUUUAGCUACGCUGAGGAUAUUUGGAACAAGAAGAUGCUUCCAGUUCUUCAGAAACGCAUUCCUCAGUUCUCGACCGCUAAGGUCACUCACUCCUGGGUGGGCCACUACGAGUUUAACACUUUUGACCAUAAUGCUAUUAUUGGCCGCCACACCGAAGUUCAGAACUUAAUGUUCUGUGUGGGAUUUUCGGGUCACGGAAGCCAACAGGCGCCGGCUUGUGGUCGAGGAGUGGCAGAGCUCAUAACUUAUGGCUGUUUCCGCACGCUGGACCUGUCGGCCUUGUCUUAUGAUCGUAUUGCGAAGAACAAGCCCCUUCUAGAACGCGCUGUAAUUUAG